Molecule: messenger RNA, 4142 nt
Organism: Heterocephalus glaber (naked mole-rat)
Lineage: Eukaryota; Metazoa; Chordata; Mammalia; Rodentia; Bathyergidae
Gene: Fgl2
Product: fibrinogen like 2
Source: RefSeq, a predicted model, not a curated record
AUGCAGCUCCCGCUUUGGUGCUGCCUGGGGGCGGCGCUCUUCGCGGCCCCUCGGUGGGCGUCGGCGGUCGAGAACGCGAGCUGGGAGCCGGGCGACGGCGGCGCUGAGCCCGCGUGCGCCGCGCGGCUGGAGCCAGGGCCGGGCGGGCGCUGCGGCGGCGGUGGCGAGGCCGGCGAGUGCGCGCUGCAGGUGCGCCUGCCCCCGCUGGCCAUCCCGUUGCCCGCGCCGCUCGGCAGGCUCGAGGAGGUGUUCAAGGAGGUCCAGACCCUCAAGGACGCCGUGGCCAGCCUGCGGAAGUCCUGCCAGGACUGCAGGCUGCAGGCCGACGAGCACCGAGACGCCCCGCUGCCCCCCAGCCCGGGGCCCCCGGGGGAGGACGGCGACCUCCGCGUGCAGGACCUGGAGAGCCAGGUGCACAAACUGUCGUCGGAGCUAAAGGGAGCCCGGGAGGAGAUCGACGUGCUCCACCGGCGCCUGGAGCAGCUGAACCUUGUGAACAUGAACAACAUUGAGAACUACGUUGACAGCAAAGUGGCCAAUCUGACAGUUGUGGUCAACAGUUUGGACGGGAAGUGCUCGUCCCAGUGCCCCAGCCAAGAACACGUCCAGUCCCGGCCCGUUCAACAUCUGAUAUACAAAGAUUGUUCUGACUACUACGUAAUAGGCAGAAGAAGCAGUGAGACCUACAGAGUCGCACCGGAUCCCAAGAACAGCAGCUUUGAGGUGCUCUGUGACAUGGAGACGCUGGGCGGUGGCUGGACGGUCCUGCAGGCACGGCUGGACGGCAGCACCAACUUCACCAGAAGCUGGCGAGAGUACAAGGCAGGCUUUGGGAACCUCCGCCGCGAGUUCUGGCUGGGAAAUGAUAAGAUUCACCUCCUGACCAAGAGCAAGGAGAUGAUCCUGAGAAUAGAUCUCGAGGACUUCGAUGGUGUCAAGCUGUACGCCGUGUAUGAGCAGUUUUACGUGGCUAACGAAUUUCUCAAGUACCGUUUACACGUCGGUAACUACAACGGCACGGCCGGGGACGCCCUGCGUUUCAGUAAGCACUACAACCACGACCUGAAGUUCUUCACCACCCCCGACAGAGACAAUGACCGCUAUCCCUCCGGGAACUGCGGGCUCUACUACAGCUCGGGCUGGUGGUUUGAUGCCUGUCUUUCAGCAAACUUAAAUGGCAAAUACUAUCACCAGAAAUACAGAGGUGUCCGCAAUGGGAUUUUCUGGGGCACCUGGCCUGGGAUGGGGGAGGCACAGCCUGGUGGCUACAAGUCCUCCUUCAGAAGGGUCACAAUGAUGAUUAGACCCAAGCACUUUAGGCCAUAACACUGGCGCUCAUUUCCCCAGGCCUUUAUGUCUAAUAGCACGAUCACAUGCCUUCAGCACUUUGGAGUAUGCCUUGUUUCAGAAUCCUUUUCCACAGCCCACAGGUCUCUGAGCACAGGUCAUGUGCUGCAUAGCAUUUCAAGUAAAGCUGAAAAAUAUUCAUUUUAAAGACUCCUUUGUUGCUGUUAGCCAGUGAAUGCUUGUAAGCAUUGGAAAUAUUAAAACAGAUUAUAAGUCUUUUGAUUUCUAUUAGAAAGGUCUUCAUUAUUUGUACUACUUUCUAUUAUAAAAAUUGCUUAUUCGGCAAGCUAGAUUCUACACAAAGCAAUCUCCAUUUUGGCUGUGAUCAAAUGUACACAUUUGAAAAUAUAUCACUUUUUUCAGGCUAAAAACGUUUAUUUGUAUAUUUGUCUCAAUACUGCAAUGUUUAUUCUGAGAUAAACUCACUUCGUGGCAUUUAUUUCGGGCCAAGAAGACCUUUAGUUUGCAAAUAAAGGGAAAUCAUGUAUGUAAUUAAGCCUGUUCAUGUAAUAUUCAUGAAAUUUAAAAUAUGAAAAAAAAAAACCCCUAAAAUAAAAUAUGGCAUUUUCUGCCACUUUAAUUUGGUACAUUUUUAAUAUUGUAAAAUGUGGUAUAAUGUCACCAAAAUAUUCAGAAAAUAAUAUAAUCUUGAUAACUGUGGUUCAAAGUAUUUCAUUUGUAGUCUAACUUGUUGGAUAUCAGAUUGUAAAAACCACUUUAACAUAAAAAUUUAUUUUCCUCAGUUCUGUUUAUACAGUAGUUUUUAUGAGCUUGCUCACUACUGUGAUAGACUACUAGUCACUUUUAUCUUUUAGGGUAGAAAUAGGUGGAGAAAGAAGUAUUUAUUUGUACUUUGAAGGCCAAUUUUAUAUCGAGAGCCUUAAUAUCAUUGAAUAAUACACAUGAUAGGAAGCCAAGUUUUCUAGAAUGAAGAUAAAUUAAAACAUUUGAAAUAUAUAAAAAGUAGCUCUAAUAUUAUAUAUUUCAACCCUAAUGGAUUUCUUAUUUUGCUAUCAGAAAUUCAAAGAUUGGUAUUUACUUUAACCAAAUGAAAGUACCUGGAACUUUUAUAAUUUGCUAAUUCUGAAAUGCUAAGUGUUGUAUUGAAAUGAUUAUUAAAACAUUUAAUAUCAUAACUAUUGUUUCAGAAAGAACAGUAUUCUGUAAAGUUUUAAAAUGCUCUCAAUUUGAAAAUUUGAAGUAAUUAGUCCUACUGUGAGUCAUAGCAAUGAGUUUGAUCUUUAAUUUCUAGUGUUUAUUUCUAAUACAGUGACCAAGUUUUCAAAAUAUUCACAAAGAUGCAUCUUUGCCCAUUCUUUGAAGAUGAUUAAGGGACCAGGCGUGGUGGUGCACACCUGUGAUCCCAGCACUGGGAAGGCUGAAGCAGGAGAUUGCUUGCUGAGAGGCUACCUUGAACUACAUAGUGAGACCCUCCCUGUCUCAAAAAGCAAACAAAAAUUUAAAAAGUGAUUAAGGAGGACUGUUGUUUUAUGUAACAAGUUAGUUGUUCAAAUAUUAGACCCUUUAGAAAAUCUUAAGCCAGAUAUUCUUUCAAAAGUGUUUAACACAAGGUUUUUGGGAAAUAUACAAAACAAGUUAUUAGGAAUAUUAUUACAAUAUUAGAACAAAUAAGUGCAAGUAGAAUUAAAUGAUCAAAAUGUCAAAUACAGAUUUUAAGCCUGUGUAUCUACCAGUGGGAUACUAAAUGUAAAUGAUAUAACCAAUUCUAUUUCUCUUUUUUGCUUUUUAAAAGACUAAGAUUUUGAUAUCAUUCAAUGUAUUUGUGUCAGAUAAAGGCAUGUAUGUACUAAGUGUAAUUACUAAUACAUGUAUAAGUAAAUUUCUAAUCACAAAGUGCAGUUCUAAAGAAACAUUGCUUAUACAAACAGUGCCUACUGAUUUUAAUGGGAACGAGACAUCUUUUCAGGAGAAUUUGGCAAAUAAUCCAUGUGAAGACUGUCUUUGCACAUUAUUUCAAAAGAUCAAAACUUUAUUUUCUAUUAUACUUUUAUUACACUUUCCUAAUUCCUUAACACAGAAAUUCCUUUCUGGAAUCAUUUCCUAUCAUUCAUUAUAAAAUAUAUUCUAGACUUUGGUGAUCUUUAACAUGUUGACAGUAGGUUGUAUCUGAAGGGCCUUUUGCCUUAAUAUAUGAUAAUGUUCAUAAGUGUAGGCUAUUUACAAAUAUGCUUUUUAAGAGUCUUAUCUUGGUUUCAUUUAUUUUAAGACCUCAUUUCUAAAAGUUACAAUUUUUAGAAAAUGUUGACUGAAACUGAGUUUUAGAGAUUCAAAUUAGAAUUGCCUCACCCAUCACUGAAGGGGGAAAAAAUCAAAAUUUACUCGGAGUAAUGCUCCAAAUGGAUUAUUGGCACAUACAUCAGUUUUGUUUAGUUUUAGUUUUUUUCCAGUACUGGGGAAUUGAAGCCAGGGGCUUUGCACUGAGCUAUAUCCCCAGCCAUUUUUUCUUAUUUUGAGACAGGUCUCACUAAGUUUCUCAAACUGGUCUCAGAUUUGCAAUCCUUCUGCCUUAGUGUCCCAGAAUGCUGGGAUUGCAGGUAUUAUUUUUGACUAGCUACUCAAGAAAAGGUUUGCAAUUUAAAAGGGAUGGGUAAUGUCAUUGCAAUAACCUCUUAAAUUUCCUUUUAUGUGUACUUAGGGUUAUGUUUCAUGUUUUUUACAACCUUGUAAAAUAAGUUUUAAUCUUCACCUCGGUUCUUCAGUGUGGAAACUUUGUAAAAUAUUCACCUAUUUGCUUGUUUGAAAAGUGGUAUAAAGUUUACCUAAUGUAGACAAUA